Molecule: messenger RNA, 1467 nt
Organism: Paracoccidioides brasiliensis Pb18
Product: ADP-ribosylation factor GTPase-activating protein
Exons: 6
Coding region: 1-1467 (488 amino acids)
Biological process (GO): COPI coating of Golgi vesicle
Molecular function (GO): GTPase activator activity
Source: RefSeq, a predicted model, not a curated record
AUGACUGCGACGAAGGCAGAGUCGCAGAAAAUUUUCGAAAAACUUAAAACUAAACCUGCAAAUAAGAUAUGUUUUGACUGCGGCACCAACAAUCCUACGUGGUCCUCGGUCCCGUUUGGCAUCUACCUUUGUCUAGACUGCUCGUCGAACCACAGAAAUCUCGGUGUUCACAUUUCCUUUGUUCGUUCGACGAACCUUGAUCAAUGGCAAUGGGAGCAGCUGCGGGUUAUGAAAGUGGGAGGGAAUGAGUCUGCGACGAAGUAUUUCCAAUCACAUGGAGGAACCGCGGCUUUGGCCAGCAAAGACCCGAAAGUUAAAUACACGUCCACCGCAGCCGUGAAAUACAAGGAAGAGCUGAAGAGAAGAGCAGCAUUGGAUGCUCAAGAACACCCACAUGAAGUUGUUAUCUCUGAUGUAGGCCCGAAUUUUGCCUCUGAUGGGGAUGCCACCACUGGAGGAGAACCUGAAGAAGAUUUUUUUUCUUCAUGGGAUAAACCAGCCAUCAAACGGCCAAGCAACUCGCCCUCGCAGUCAGCAACCCCACCUGUAGUCAGCCGCACUGUUUCCCCGUUCCUCAGUGCUUCCGCAAACGGUCAUGGAACCGCUCGACCAAAGUCCCCCCUUUCUGGUACGGAAGAUAAAAGUACGGUACCUACCCCGCCAGUGGCUGUCCGGUCAAAUCCCGCUGUGCGCAAGACUGCAGCCGCCGGUGCCAAGAAAGGAGGGAUCUUGGGAUCCAAAAAGGCACCAAAGCUGGGUGCGAAGAAAGUUACCCCCGCCGAUGCUAUUGAUUUUGAGGAAGCGGAGAAGAGGGCGAAAGAAGAGGCGGAGCGUAUUGCUAAGCUGGGAUAUGACCCUGAAGCCGAGAAGGCACAAGCUGAAGCUAAAACAGGAUCCGCAUCAUUAACCACCAGAAUUGCAUCCCCUGCACCGGUUAGUCCUGCUCGAGGUGGUUUUGGAGCCACCAAGGCCCAUGAAAGAAACCCCAACGAUGUUGACCGCCUCGGAAUGGGUAUUGGCCGUCUGGGAUUUGGUCAGGUUGGUGCCGCGCCGAAAGCACCAGCCCCUAACAAACUAGGUUUUGGAGCAACCAGCGCGCCUAAUGCUGCCGAUGCCGAGGAAUUAGAAUAUGCCAGAAAGAAAUUCGGUAACCAGAAGGGCAUCUCCUCCGACGAAUUUUUCGGUCGCGAUCAAUUCGAUGCUGCCGCCCAGGCGGAAGCCAAGAGCCGACUUUCAAAUUUCGAAGGCGCGACAUCUAUAUCUAGCAAUGCUUACUUCGGCCGUCCUGAAGAUGACCUACCGGCUAACGAUGAGUACGGUGGUUAUGAUGAUCUAGAGAGCGCAGCGAGAGAUUUUGUACGACGCUUUGGAAUUACGGCGGGUGACGAUCUGGAGAAUCUGACUCAGGUGCUUGGUGAGGGUGCGGUAAGGCUGCAAGGAGCUAUUCGAAAUUAUCUUAAUAGUUAA